CUCGGGGUGCCUGGACAAACCUGCAAACAUGGAGGCUGGUGGAAGGGAAUCCAAGAGGAGGCACACUCCAGAGCUUCUGUUCGUCUGGAGGCUGGUGCCUUUCUUUGCUUCCUGCGCCCUCUACUUUCUCGUCUGGCUGCCCUCAGAAGAGCCCAGCUGGACCAGCGCGCUGGCCAAAUGCCUCCCCAUCCUCUGUCUGGCUAUCUUUGUCCGUAACACUGCCCCAGCGGGGCCCUAUGGCCAAUUCAUUUGGCUAGGUCUCCUCUGCUCCAUCCUGGGGGACAUUGUGGUCACCUGGCCCCACCGGUUCCUCUUUGGCUUGUCGGCCUUUGCACUGGCUCGUCUCCUCUAUCUCCGGGCCCUGGGCUGGCACCCGAUCCGAGAGACCUUCCUGGAGUCUGUGGCAGUCGUCUUCCUCCUUUACUUUGGGCUACUGCAUUCUCACCUCCCUUCCUACCUAAUUCUCCCUGUGGCUGUCUAUGAGGCUAUCCUGGCUCUGAUGCUAUGGCGGGCGCUGGUCCGAGGGAGAUUUGCGGCACUUGGCGGCUUGUUAUCCAGUACCUCGGACGCAAUCCAGGCCUGGCACACCUUCGUCCGGCCCCUGCCUUCAGCCCGUUUGAUCAUCAGAGGCACCUACUAUGCUUCCCAAGCCCUGCUGGCUUUGUCAACGAUGGAGGGCAUGGCCCCCCAAGCUGACAGCUCGACGAGUGCCCCUCCCGAAGAAAGCAGACAGUGACUUGGAGCUCUGCACUUGGCCCCUUCUCCAGCACCCCUUCUGCCCUCUCAUCACCUUCUGGAGCUGCUGCCUACCCCACCUUCUCCCAGUGCUUGUCUCCUAGGUAAACACAAGACCUCCUAGGGCAGAUCCUUUUCCCACCCUCUCUCUGACUCUGAACCGCACCCCCACCAAUUAUUCACAAUCCCUCCCUUUCCCAUGCUUUCCCUCUCUUAUCUUGCAACUGCCCUCCUACUCCAACCCCAUCCCUAUGCAUUUCUUCUUACUCGUAAUCCCUUUGGUUCCAAUACUACCCCUACCAUGGCCCAUGAGCUUCUCGACUGAAUUUUUUUCUCCCCAUUACUCACAAUUCCCUGCUCCCACAAUUCUGACUCUUUUCUCUAUCACCCGGCCAUACUCCUGGUUUGAAUGCUUCUCUCUCCUUUGCCCACUGAGUCCCCAGAGGUAAUGCCUAUCCAUCCAUUAUCCAUACCACCAUCACCUUCCCCUGACCUUUAUAAAGCUGAUACUGGAAACAUGAAAAAAUAUAU
Molecule: messenger RNA, 1266 nt
Organism: Trichosurus vulpecula (common brushtail)
Lineage: Eukaryota; Metazoa; Chordata; Mammalia; Diprotodontia; Phalangeridae
Product: lysoplasmalogenase-like
Exons: 1
Coding region: 29-736 (235 amino acids)
Cellular component (GO): membrane
Source: RefSeq, a predicted model, not a curated record